Molecule: messenger RNA, 2440 nt
Organism: Caretta caretta (loggerhead turtle)
Lineage: Eukaryota; Metazoa; Chordata; Testudines; Cheloniidae
Source: RefSeq, a predicted model, not a curated record
CCAAGACUUUAAUAUUUAAAAUUAAAGAAGUUUCCUUCUUUUGUGCAUGCAUGGUUUUUUUUUUUUGCUGUCUACCAUUCACACAUAUCUCCUUUGAAACUUUGCAUCUAUUUCUCUAACAGUUUUUUUCUUCUCCCUACUAGGCAAACAUUUUGUUUUGCUGCUGUUCUAAUGCUGCCAUAGCCAAAGUGACUGCCUUUCAUGACUUCUGUUUCUUAACUAUUAUUGUUACAUUUUUUGGCAGUCUUAAAAAAAUUUCUGGAAAUUUAAUUGUGAUCGCAGACUGCCUUGCACUCCAGAAAUUGCUGCUUCUUUGCUUGAGGACAUACUAAAGUGUUUGAAAACUAGGAAGAGCUCAAACGAGAUACACAUUGAUUCUGUUGCUGAUCUCAGUUACACUUGUUUCAGUGUAAUUUCCUUUGUGUUACUGAAGAUUAUUCCUGUGUAAGUGAGAUCAGAAUCAGACCAUGAUGUUUUGGUAUGAUUACAGCAAAGUAACAGCAUUUGAUUACUGUUUUGCAUAUUAAUAUGAGUGAAUGAUUUAAAAUAUCUUUUUUCUGUUUCUGCAUAUAAUGUCAUUUUGUUAGUGAUGGGCAAAAUCUAAACCCCAUAGAUCCAAAUAUCCUCAAACUUUCAGGAAGUUCACAUCUAAACUUUCUGUCUGAGAGGGAGCUAUCAACUAACUGUAGAUUUGGCAAAAUGCAGGUGUUUUUUUUAUAAUUUUGAUGGAUAAUAUUGAUUUUCAUUUUUAAAUUUUAUCAAUUUAAAUUUUCACAGUUGUGGGAAAUUGGGGGUGGGGAGACAGUAAUUACUGAAUGACAGCAGACAUUCAGGUUUCAGAAUAGCAGCCGUGUUAGUCUGUAUUCACAAAAAGGAAAGGAGUACUUUUCAUUGGAUGCUGUAGCUCACGAAAGCUUAUGCUCAAAUAAAUUUGUUAGUUUCUAAGCUCUGGUCUACACUAGGACUUUAGGUCGAAUUUAGCAGCGUUAAAUCGAUGUAAACCUGCACCCGUCCACACGAUGAAGCCCUUUAUUUCGACUUAAAGGGCUCUUAAAAUCGAUUUCCUUACUCCACCCCUGACAAGUGGAUUAGCGCUUAAAUCGGCCUUGCCGGCUUGAAUUUGGGGUACUGUGGACACAAUUUGACGGUAUUGGCCUCCGGGAGCUAUCCCAGAGUGCUCCAUUGUGACCGCUCCGGACAGCACUCUCAACUCAGAUGCACUGGCCAGGUAGACAGGAAAAGAACGCGAACUUUUUGAAUCUUAUUUCCUGUUUGGCCAGCGUGGCAAGCUGCAGGUGACCAUGCAGAGCUCAUCAGCAGAGGUGACCAUGAUGGAGUCCCAGAAUCGCAAAAGAGCUCCAGCAUGGACCGAACGGGAGGUACGGGAUCUGAUCGCUGUAUGGGGAGAGGAAUCCGUGCUAUCAGAACUCCAUUCCAGUUUUCGAAAUGCCAAAACCUUUGUCAAAAUCUCCCAGGGCAUGAAGGACAGAGGCCAUAACAGGGACCCGAAGCAGUGCCGCGUGAAACUUAAGGAGCUGAGGCAAGCCUACCAGAAAACCAGAGAGGUGAAUGGCCGCUCCGGGUCAGAGCCCCAAACAUGCCGCUUCUAUGAUGAGCUGCAUGCCAUUUUAGGGGGUUCAGCCACCACUACCCCAGCCGUGUUGUUUGACUCCUUCAAUGGAGAUGGAGGCAACACGGAAGCAGGUUUUGGGGACGAAGAAGAAGAUGAUGAUGAUGAGGUUGUAGAUAGCUCACAGCAAGCAAGCGGAGAAACCGGUUUUCCCAACAGCCAGGAACUGUUUCUCACCCUGGACCUGGAGCCAGUACCCCCUGAACCCACCCAAGGCUGCUUCCUGGACCCGGCAGGCAGAGAAGGGACCUCCGCUGCAUGUGUUUCAAUGAUCACAGGAUCUUCUCCUUCCCAGAGGCUAGUGAAGAUUAGAAAGAAAAAAAAACUCACUCGAGAUGAAAUGUUCUCCGAGCUCAUGCUGUCCUCCCACACUGAGAGAUCACAGAUGAAUGUAUGGAGGCAAAUAAUGUCAGAGUGCAGGAAAGCACAAAAUGACCGGGAGGAGAGGUGGCGGGCUGAAGAGAGUAAGUGGCAGGCUGAAGACAGGGCUGAAGCUCAAAUGUGGCGGCAGCGUGAUGAGAGGAGGCAGGAUUCAAUGCUGAGGCUGCUGGCGGACCAAACCAGUAUGCUCCAGUGUAUGGUUGAGCUGCAGCAAAGGCAGCUGGAGGACAGACUGCCACUACAGCCCCUGUGUAACCAACCGCCCUCCUCCCCAAGUUCCAUAGCCUCUACACCCAGACGCCCAAGAAUGUGGUGGGGGGGCCACCGGCCAACCAGCCACUCCACUACAGAGGAUUGCCCCAAAAAAAGAAGGCUGGCAUUCAAUAAAUUUUAAAGUUGUAAACUUUUAAAGUGCUGUGUGGCAUUUUC